CGUUUCAUUAUACUCAAAAUUAAGCAAAAUUCAAAUAGUAAAUUCGAAAUCUGUAUCUUCUUAAGACUCUUCGCAAUGUUGGAACUCGUGGUAUUAUUUCUUCUUAGUUCCGUUUCCUUUUUCGUGGCCCAUGUGGAGAAACCAACAUCUUUUUCGGGCUACAAAGAUGCCGCUUGUCCCAUUGCCAUGGGCAUACUCGCCGCUGGAUUGGUGUACAAAAAUCGGUAAAAGGCAAAGGGUUUUUAUUGAAAAAGAUGACUUUAUUUUGGCUGCAGAUAAAAAAAAAACUAAAAAUGAAGUAAAAUCAUUAAAAAUCAACG
This is a messenger RNA of Drosophila guanche, 320 nucleotides long. RefSeq lists its product as uncharacterized. The record is from RefSeq and is a predicted model, not a curated record. NCBI's taxonomy places the organism in Eukaryota, Metazoa, Arthropoda, Insecta, Diptera, Drosophilidae. The transcript is spliced from 2 exons. The coding region runs from base 76 to 228 and encodes 50 amino acids.